Molecule: messenger RNA, 918 nt
Organism: Verticillium alfalfae VaMs.102
Lineage: Eukaryota; Fungi; Ascomycota; Sordariomycetes; Glomerellales; Plectosphaerellaceae
Exons: 2
Coding region: 1-918 (305 amino acids)
Biological process (GO): mRNA splicing, via spliceosome
Source: RefSeq, a predicted model, not a curated record
AUGCAGGGCUUCAACAUGGGCCGCUACGUGCCCCCCGACCUCGAAGGCACCGUCUCCGGCAACGCCCUCCACGCCAAGCUGCCGCCGGGCCGCUCCGCCGCCAAGCCCGGCGUCCAGACGGUCCGCUUCGAGAUGCCCUUCGCCAUCUGCGCCGCACCGGCGCCUACCACUCAACCCCGAUCUGGACCUUCCGCAUGCGCCACGCUGCCUGCGCGGCACCCAUCGAGAUGGCCACCGACCCCCGGAACACGGCCCUACGUCGUCGUCGCCGGCGCCGCGAAGCGCGACACGGGGCCCGCCGCCCGUGACGGCGACCUCGUCGUCAUGACCGACGAGGAGAGAGGGCCGCCCUGCGCGCCAGCGCCUUUGCGAGCCUCGAGAAGACGAUCGAGGACCGCGAGGCCCGUCGCCGCGGCGACGGACCGCAUCGACGACCUCGAGGACGUGGCGCGCCGCCAGUGGCAGGACCCCUAUGCGCGCAACCGGGCGCUGCGCCGCACGUUCCGCGUCGGCCGCCGGGAGAGGGAGCGCCAGGCGGGUGUGGACGACGGCGUGCGCGCGCGCAUCGGGUUCGACUUGGACCUGCUGCCCGCCACCGAGGCUGAUGCGACGAGGGCUGCCCUCGUCGAGUUUGGGCACCACAACGAUGACGACGCGGGGCAGCGUGCCGCAGGGCAUUGGCGAAGCCUUCUGGUCGUCAAAGCCCGCGGAGACGGCGAGAAGGAGAAGAACAAAUCAACAACAGGGCCCCCGCCGGCGGCACGGCGGCGGCGGCGACGACGCCAAAGAGCAAGCUGCUCGCUUCCCAGCGAAGAGCAGGCUUCGUGUCAGAGCUUGUCGGCAACACGCGCAUGGCCACCGAUCCCUUCCUGGUGGAGGCCAAAAUGUCGAGUUCAUCAACCAAGAUCAAAGGCCUGA